Durotheca rogersii is the source of this 2322-nucleotide messenger RNA. RefSeq lists its product as uncharacterized. The record is from RefSeq and is a predicted model, not a curated record. Lineage: Eukaryota; Fungi; Ascomycota; Sordariomycetes; Xylariales; Xylariaceae. Gene Ontology annotation, biological process: chromatin remodeling. The coding region runs from base 1 to 2322 and encodes 773 amino acids. Gene Ontology annotation, molecular function: ATP-dependent H2AZ histone chaperone activity. Gene Ontology annotation, cellular component: Swr1 complex. The transcript has 3 exons.
AUGUCUCGCAGGCAGACCGUACGUACCAGUCACCAUUACAACCACAGCGGCCCCAUCUCAGACGACGCCAGCUACUUGGAAGAAGAGGACUCCGGCCCAGGAGGGUCACACGAACACGAGGACGACUGGUCUUCUGACGAGGAGGCAGACUACGACGAGGGGGACGAUAUCAACCCCGAAGACUCGGCUUCGACAUCCCCUGUGAGGCGUCACUACCAAGACCCUCGCACGCAACAGGCCCCAGUCCGGCAGAGAAUCGCGCACCGGCCAGCUUCCCAAUACGACUAUCGGCAGUCGCCGAACCAAUCGACCAGCCUGGAUUCGGAAUAUUACGAGUACGGCCGCGGUGGCUAUCCACCGCUGGUCGGGUCACAGUAUUACGCUGGCGGCCGGGGUGCAUAUCCCCAGAGUCACGUAAGUGGCUAUGGUCCCCCGCCGUACGGAGGCGGAAAUGGCCAGAUGGUGCCCUACGGGCCCCAUUACAACCAGAACCCAUUCGCGCCGAUGACCGGGAGCGGCGGCAACUAUUUUAACGCGGAGCACCGGGGAUGGCCAGGUGGGCCCGGCGGACCUUCCCCAGGGCAAGGUCCAGGCGGUGAGAUGAUGCCGUUCGGAGGUCAAAAUUAUUUUGGAGCACCGCAGUAUCCCCCCCCACACGGCAUGCAGCAGUACCAGUGGACGCCGCCGCCGCCGCCGCCAACAGAUAUCGGCCAACCCCGAACUCCUGCCCCGGAGCCGGUGAAGGAAAAAGAGGAUCCCGAAAAGGAGCUCAUGAAGAAGAGGCUCGCGGAGAUCGAGGCCGAGGCAAAGAGGAAAGAGGAGGAGGCCAAACGGAGGGAGCACGACGCCAUGAUCAUGAAGCAGGCCCAGGACGAGUUCCAGCGCAAAAUGGAGCAGAUGAAGAGGGACGAAGAAGUCCGAGCGGAGGAGAGGAGGAUUGCCGAGGAGAAGGCGAAGAAAGAGCUCGAAGACGCGAGGAAGGAGGCCGACAGAGCGGCGCGGGAAGCCGUCGAAGCCGAGAGGAGAGCCGAAGCCGAGAGGAGGAAGCGUGAGGCGGAGACCCUGGAAAGGGUCGAGAGAAUCGCACGCGAGAAAAUCGAAGCGGAGCGAAAAGCCGAAGAACAGAGGAGGAAGCAGGAGGCAGAGGCUGCCGCUCGUGCGGAAGCGGCCGCGAAAGCUCGGCUUGAGGCCGCUUUAAGGGCCGAGGCCGAGGCCAAGAUGUUGGCGGAGAAGAAGGCCGCGGAAGAAGCGGCGUGGAAGAAGAGGAUGGAGGAAGAGGCGAGACGGAAAGCCGAGGAAGAGGCCCGAAAGAAAGUUGAGGCUGAAGAGGCAGCUAGGCGUGCGGCCGCGAGGAGGGCUGAGGAGGAAGAGGCGUGGCGGAAAAAGAUGGAGGAAGAAGCCAAGAUGAGGGCCGAGAUAGAGGCUCGGAAGAGGAUCGAGGCCGAGGAAGCGGCGAGAGCCGCGGCUGCGAAAAAGGCUGAGGAGGAGGCGCUGAUGCGGAAGAGAUUGGAAGACGAGGCGAAGAUGAAGGCUGAGAUGGAGGCCCGCAAGAAGAUCGAAGACGAAAAAGCAGCGGCAGAAGCUGCUAAAGCCGCCGAAGAAGCCAAAAAGAAGGAGGAAGAGGCUUUCAAAAAGAAAGCCUUGGACGAAGCCAAGGUCAAGGCCGAGGAGGCAAACAAGAAGAGCCUCGGAAAAGACAAGGCGCCUAUCCGGUUCAAGGAUGCCGUUGGGAGGAAAUUCAGCUUUCCCUUUCAUCUAUGCCAAAGCUGGCAAGGCAUGGAAGAACUCAUCAAGCAAGCUUUCUUACACGUCGACUUUAUCGGUCCCCACGUGCAAGCCGGACACUAUGACCUGAUCGCGCCAAAUGGGGAGAUCAUACUUCCCCAGGUAUGGGAGAAGGUGGUCGAGCCGGAUUGGUCAGUCACAAUGCAGAUGUGGCCGAUGGAACAGCGACCGGCCGCGCCUCAUAUGGGACGCGGGCAAAUUCCGGCUCACAUGGCCGGACGGUUUCCGCCGCAAGGUGUCGGCAUGGCCGCUCGCCGUCCGGGAGCGCCACCACCACCCCCUGGCCAUACAGGUAUGGGCGCCAUGGGUGGUAUGGGCGCCAUGGGCGGUAUGCCCGGCGACAUGGGGCCUAACGGCCUAGGCGGCCGCCCGGCCGGGCCGCCCAUCCCCGCGGGCGUCCAGAUCAUGCAAGCCAACAAACCUCCAAAGAAAGCUUCAAAGAAAGCUCCAAACAGCGUGUUUAACUGGCUGGGGGGGGCUCCGAAGCCUAAGGGAAAAGGGUCAGUAGCCGCAUCCGUCAUGUUCUUCGUUACCUAA